CCCUCAUCUCUUCCACCCAGGCUCCAUCCUGGACUCAACUUCAUGUGUGCACCCCUCCUAAUCCAGCCCCAGAAUGGCACUGCCUCCCAGUCCCCUGGCCAUGGAAUAUGUCAAUGACUUUGACUUGAUGAAGUUUGAGGUAAAGCGGGAACCCUCAGAGGGGCGAUCUGGCCCCCCCACAGCCUCACUGGGUUCCACACCCUACAGCUCAGUGCCUCCUUCACCCACCUUCAGUGAGCCAGGCAUAGUGGGGGCCACCGAUGGCACCCGGCCAGGCCUGGAGGAGCUCUACUGGCUGGCUACCCUGCAACAGCAGCUGGGGGCUGGGGAGGCGCUGGGGCUGAGUCCUGAGGAGGCUGUGGAGCUGCUGCAGGCUCAGGGCCCAGGCCCUGGUGAAGGGCUCCACGCCUGCUACCCAGGGAGCCCAGAGGAGACAGGAGUCCAGCAUGCCCAGCUGGCUGAGCGGUUCUCGGACGCGGCGCUGGUGUCGAUGUCCGUGCGGGAGCUAAACCGGCAGCUGCGGGGCUGCGGGCGCGACGAGGCGCUGCGGCUGAAGCAGAGGCGCCGCACGCUGAAGAACCGCGGGUACGCGCAGGCCUGUCGCUCCAAGCGGUUGCAACAGCGGCGCGGGCUGGAGGCCGAGCGCGCCCGCCUGGCCGCCCAGCUGGACGCGCUGCGGGCCGAGGUGGCCCGCCUGGCUAGGGAGCGCGACCUCUACAAGGCUCGCUGUGACCGGCUGGCCCCGGGCGUCCCAGGGCCGGAGGCCACCCUCACUCCUUCCUCUGAGCCGCUGGCCGCUGCCGAGUGGUGGAGUCGGUGGGCGGGCAGCGCGCAGCACGCGGGAGGCGGCUGUACCAUUCACUAG
This is a messenger RNA of Hippopotamus amphibius kiboko, 865 nucleotides long. RefSeq names its product neural retina leucine zipper (gene NRL). The coding region runs from base 74 to 865 and encodes 263 amino acids. Gene Ontology annotation, biological process: regulation of transcription by RNA polymerase II. NCBI's taxonomy places the organism in Eukaryota, Metazoa, Chordata, Mammalia, Artiodactyla, Hippopotamidae. The transcript has 3 exons. Gene Ontology annotation, molecular function: DNA-binding transcription factor activity, RNA polymerase II-specific; RNA polymerase II cis-regulatory region sequence-specific DNA binding. The record is from RefSeq and is a predicted model, not a curated record. Gene Ontology annotation, cellular component: nucleus.